AUGAAGCGAUUAAUUGUUCUUAUCAUCUCAACCGUCAUAACACUCGGACACUCGUACCGACCGCCCAUUAUCCAAGGAACGGAAGCAAAUCCUCACGAGUUUCCCUACCAAGUGUCAUUGCAGUGGAACUUUAACAAUGGAUCACGUCCAAUGCACCUCUGCUCCGGGUCCAUCAUCAACCGGGAAUGGAUUCUAACCGCAGCGCAUUGUGGCGAAGAAGUCAUAGAACAAGGUUGGUUCGAAAUUGUUGCCGGCGUGAACAACAUUGUCGAUGAAAAGUCCGGAGCACAGCGACGAAACGUGUCGCGUUUCGUUCAACACCCGGCAUACAAUUUAUCCACCAUUAAAAGCGACAUCGCAGUGAUGCUCCUGUCGGAACCUUUGCACCUGAAUCGGCACAUUAAAACGAUGAGAUUGGCAACGGGUAGCACAUUGAUUCUGCAGACGCACGCCAAGUUUGCCGGUUGGGGUUCGAUCUCCAACACGACGGAAAACAUUUUCCCCGAUGAGCUAAUGAAAGUAACGCUGCCUCUGCGUACGCUGGAAGAGUGUAAUGGGAUGGGUAACGUCGAUCAGACGCAAAUUUGUGCUGGUGGCUAUCGGAAUGUUACCGGCUGCACUGCGGACUCGGGCGGACCGCUGACGGUAAACAUUGACGGCGAGCAGGUUCAAAUUGGAGUGCUUUCUUUCGGCGAAAAACCAUGCCUGGCAAGGGAACCGGUCGUGUUUACGAGCGUUUUGUACUUCUACGAAUGGAUUCAAACUGCGAUCGAGGAGGAAUGA
Molecule: messenger RNA, 783 nt
Organism: Anopheles marshallii
Lineage: Eukaryota; Metazoa; Arthropoda; Insecta; Diptera; Culicidae
Product: chymotrypsin-like protease CTRL-1
Exons: 3
Coding region: 1-783 (260 amino acids)
Biological process (GO): proteolysis
Molecular function (GO): serine-type endopeptidase activity
Source: RefSeq, a predicted model, not a curated record